Molecule: messenger RNA, 1332 nt
Organism: Gambusia affinis (western mosquitofish)
Lineage: Eukaryota; Metazoa; Chordata; Actinopteri; Cyprinodontiformes; Poeciliidae
Exons: 5
Coding region: 1-801 (266 amino acids)
Biological process (GO): interleukin-15-mediated signaling pathway; T cell activation; positive regulation of ERK1 and ERK2 cascade
Cellular component (GO): external side of plasma membrane; membrane raft
Molecular function (GO): MHC class II protein binding; protein tyrosine kinase binding
Source: RefSeq, a predicted model, not a curated record
AUGUAUUUACAGCUGUUGCUGAUGAUUACAGUUACAGCAGCUGCAGAGCAACGACCACCUGACUUCCUGGUCAGAGUUGGUGAUGAAGUGACUUUGCCUUGUAAAGACGUGACUGAUGGUCAGAAUAAAUGUGACAGAACAACUUGGAUCUUCAUCCGUUCAAUGCCAACAGUGACGCUGUUUGAAGUUGGGAAGAUUAAUUUAACUGUAUCAGACAGACUGAGUGUUACUGUUAACUGCUCUCUGGUCAUAAAGAAGGUCAUCAUGGAGGAUGUUGGUCGUUACACCUGCAGGCGGUUAACAUCAGGACAACAAGGACCAAACUCCUCUGUUCAUCUAGCUGUUGUUCUCAUGACUGAACAGAAGAUCAGUAAUUCAUUCGUCUUAAGCUGCUCUGUGAUGGAUUAUGAAAUCCAGAAACACACAGUGGAGUGGCUGUAUGAGGGGGAAGGAGAAACAUCCUCACAUAUAAAAUCAUCACUGCCCAUCUAUUGUUCUACUGUGGUGCUGACAACUUCCCUUCAUCAAAACUCAACAUUUUUUAGCUCUACAAAAUGUAACGUCACAAAUAUCUCAACUAAAGAAGUUCAGCUGUUCACCUUCAGCCACCAGUCAACAGAUCAGAAAACAGAUCAGAAAACAGGUUUUCUACAUGUGUUGUACGUACUGAGAUGCAUUGUUGUGUCUGUGGGUUUGGCAGCUCUCCUUACAUCUGUUAUCACAGUCAACAUGAAGACAAAAAACCAAACGAGACACAUGGAUGAUAAUGAAGAUACAUUCAUGGAGGAAAACAGAGAAUAAUUCUGCUGCUGUCAGAUUCUGAUCAACAGGAAUCAGUUCAACUGAAGGAAACCAACAGUUAGAUUUAGAUUUUAAAUAAAGGAAAACAGUUUCAUUAAAUAUCUGUGCAGGUUGUGAAGUUGGAUAAGAAUAUGUUUAUAAAUAAACGCAUCAGUUGUUUUUGUUGUGAAGUAACUCCAGCCAGUAGAGAGCGCUGUUGGACCUUCAGCUCCCAUCACGACAUCACAACCUCUAUGUAAGCUAUGUUUCAAAACAAAUUCAGCCGUUUCAUAUUUUGACGUUUAUUUUUAUAUUUAUGAUGUUUAUGAUUCAUUUUUUAUGCAGUUUUCCCAAAUUGCUGGCCUUUAUUUUGACGCACAGAAAAGAAAACAACCUGCUGCUUUGUUCUCUUUGGAAAUUUUUCCCUUUCACAGUUAAGUGAGCUGGAGAUUUUUCCAAAUAUUUUCUGUGAUAAUCCAAAAAAUAUGUAAUUUCAAAAGAAAAACAGUUGAUAUAAAUGUGUUGUUGCUCUGCAGAAUUCAAAAUAAAACU